GUAACCUAUUGUAGAAGGUGGGAUAACCGGUUGGGCCGGAUAAAAUAGAAAGGGGUGUAAAGGUGGGAUUAAUCAGCAAUAAUUCAAAGAUUGGAUUAAUAAAAUAAGACCGGCGAAAGGUUGAAUUAUUAGAAUCAAAUUUUCGUACAAAAAAUUUCUCAAAAUGCAUAUAUAAAAAAAUGAAAUAAAAUAAUAAAUAAAAGAAAAGAUCAAACGUAAUCGUUAAUCCCCUUAUUUACCAAAGUCGGUCUUUCGUUCUUAUCCCAAAUAUUUUCAAAAAAUCCUCAAAAAUAAAGCACCUUGAUUUUAUUAAUCCAAUCUUGAGGGUUUUUAUUUUCACUCAUCACCAAAAGCCCUCAACUCUUGAGGGUUUUUAUUUUCACUCAUCGGUGAGUGUUUUUUCACUCACUGAUGUAGUGUUCGGAUUUUUUUUUACACCCUUAUUUUUACUCGUGAGGGCUUUUCUCCUCACUGCUGGGAGUGCUCUUACAUCAUCAUCAUCCACAUAAUCUCCGAGAUCUCUUUCCAUAUAAAUAUAAAAAAAAAUCCUCUUUGAUUCAUUUUAAACAAGGAAAUAAAUCAUUUCAAAUAUUUCUUUCUUCCUUAUCCUAUAAUUCUUUCCUUUAAUAGCUCCCAAUUUUUUCAAAUUUUCACACUAUAAAAUUUUUACUAUAAAGUUUUUAUAUAUAAUACCCACAUGAAGUUCAUUGCUCUCAUCCUAAUCUACAACACCCACCGAUUAAAAUUCCCAAAAAAUAAAUAAUACCCACUAAAAUUCUCAUCCUUCUCUUUUCUGGGUCUUGUUUGAUUUCCGCCAUUGUUGAAGUUUUUAAGCAAAAAAAAAAAUCAAUUAAAUUUUCCAGGAAAAAGAAAAAUUCAAGAACCAUGCUUGAACGGCCGUGCAAAAAUCUCCUGAAUUGUUUGGAUGAAAUGUCACCGGAGUUGGACGAAAAGGUGGGAAGAAUUCCGUCAAUAAUUUCAAAACCAGGGAUCAUUCCAGAAUUUGAUCACACGGCCUCAUCACCCCGUGCGAUUGACCAGAGAUUAAUCAUUGCUGCGAACCAACUUCCAUUGAAAAGCUUCAAAGAUGAUGAGGGUGUUUGCAAGAAAUGGGGAUUUGAAUUUGAUGAAGAUGCCCUUAUUUUGCAGCUAAAAGAUGGGUUAAACCCCAAAAUUGAUGUUGUUUAUGUUGGGUGUUUGAAAGUUGAGAUUCUUGAUAUUAAAGAACAAGAAGAGGUUUCCCAAUAUUUGCUGGACAAUUUCAAGUGUUUGCCAGUGUUUCUUUCACCAGAAAUUCAGAACAAGUUUUACCAUGGAUUCUGUAAGCACUACUUAUGGCCUUUAUUUCAUUAUAAAUUGCCAAUUACAUCUAAUCAUGGUGCUGCUUAUGAUCAAUCUAAUUGGCGUGCUUAUGUUAGUGCUAAUAUGCUUUUUGCUCACAAGAUAAUUGAGGUUUUUAGGUAUAGAAAUGGUGAUGAUUUUGUGUGGGUGCAUGAUUAUCAUCUAAUGGUGGUGCCUACCUUGUUGAGGAGAAGGGUUUUUAGGGUUAAACUUGGGUUUUUCUUGCAUAGUCCAUUUCCAUCAUCUGAAAUUUUUAGGGUUAUACCUGUUAGAGAAGAGAUUUUGAGGGGUUUAUUGAAUGCUGAUCUUGUGGGGUUUCAGACAUUUGAUUAUGCAAGGCAUUUUCUGUCAUGUUGUAGUAGGAUGAUGGGGUUGGAUUAUAGGUCGAAACGAGGUUAUUUGGGGGUGGAAUACUCUGGGAGAACUGUUAGUAUUAAGAUUUUGCCUGUUGGAGUUCAUAUGGGACAGCUGCAAUCUUUGAUGUCAUUGGAUGAAACUGCUAAGAGGAUUAAGGAAUUGAAGGAGAAAUUUGAAGGGAAGAAAGUGAUUGUGGGUGUUGAUGAUAUGGAUGUUUUGAAAGGGAUUAGUUUCAAGUUUAUGGCUAUGGGACAUCUUUUGAAUUCGCAGCCGAAGUUGAGGGGGCAAUUGGUUCUUGUUCAGAUAGCUAAUCCAGCAAGGAGUCGAGGGAAUGAUGUGCAAGAAGUUGUAAAUGAGACCCAUCAGAUUGCCAAGGAGGUUAAUGACACGUAUGGCACACCGGGGUAUGAUCCGAUUGUUUUUAUCCAUGACUCUGUUUCAACCCUAGAGAAGGUUGCAUACUAUGCGAUAUCUGACUGUUGCUUGCUGAAUGCGGUGAGGGAUGGGAUGAAUCUUGUGCCUUAUAAAUACACUGUUUCUCGCCAAGGUAGUCCUGCAUUAGAUGCUGCUUUAGGGGUUGACUCUUCUGUGCUCAAGGAGAGUGUCAUCAUUGUCUCAGAGUUUGUUGGAUGCUCGCCAUCUCUUAGUGGAGCAAUAAGGGUCAAUCCAUGGAAUGUGGAGGAAGUAGCUGAGGCAAUGCUUCUGGCAAUUAGUUUGACAGAGAAGGAGAAACAGCUGAGGCACGAAAAACAUUUCAAGUAUAUUAGUUCUCAUGAUAUUGCUUAUUGGGCUAAGAGUUUCGACCAAGAUCUUGUGAGAGCUUGUGGCGAUCCCUUUUCCAUGAGGUGUUGGGGUGUUGGCUUUGGUUUGAAUUUCAGGCUUAUUGCCCUGCCUCCUGACUUUAGGAAGCUCACAGUCGAUCACAUCAGAGCUACAUAUGCAAAUUCAAACAGUAGGCUGAUCUUGCUGGACUAUGAUGGAACUAUGAUUCCACAGACAUCUGUUAAUAUGGCACCUACUACUGAAGUUCUGUCCCUCUUGAAUAGUUUAUGCAAUGAUCCGAAAAAUGCUGUCUUCAUUGUAAGUGGAAGAAGCAGAGAGACUCUCAGCAAGUGGUUUUCUGCCUGUGAAAAGCUUGGGAUUUCAGCAGAGCAUGGAUAUUUUACCAGGUGGAGUCAGAACUCAGAAUGGGAGUCAAGUAUCUUGGGAACAAAUUUUGAGUGGAAGAAAGUUGUAGGACCAAUAAUGGAGCUUUAUGCAGAAGCAACUGAUGGUUCUUCCAUAGAGUAUAAGGAAAGUGCAUUGGUGUGGCAUUACCUGGAUUCUGACCAUGAUUUUGGGGAAUGUCAAUCCAAGGAAUUGCUUGAUCAUUUGGAAAAUGUGCUGGCCAAUGAACCCGUCGUUGUUAAACGUGGCAAGCAUAUAGUCGAAGUGAAACCACAGGGUGUGAGCAAAGGUGUCGUGGUGGAAAAACUCAUUACAACUAUGAAUGAUAUGGGUAAACCGACAGAUUUUGUCCUGUGCAUAGGAGAUGACCGUUCUGACGAAGAUAUGUUUGAGGGUAUCAGUCAUGCAGCCACAAACUCAUCAUUGCCACCAAUCCCUGAAGUGUAUGCCUGCACAGUUGGUCAGAAACCAAGCAUGGCAAAAUACUACCUCGAUGAUAGUUCUGAAGUCAUCACCUUGAUUGAGGGCCUUGCUGGUGCAUCUGCAGUGCAACAACCAAAGGCUGCUGAUGCAUCUACAGUGCAACAACCUAAGGCUGCUGAUGCAUCUACAGUGCAGCAACUAGAGCCGACUGAUGCAUACGCAGUGCAGCAACCAGAGCCGACUGAUGCAUCUGCAGUGCAGCAACCAGAGCCUGCUGAUGCAUCCGCAGUGCAGCAACCAGAGCCUGCUGAUGCAUCCGCAGUGCAGCAACCUAAGUCUUCUGAUGCUCAAAUUGCUACUGAUGAUAGCAAAGUUCUAGAUUAGAAUUUACAGACAGAUUAAGAGACAGGGUAGGGGCAGAAAAGAAUUCUGUACAGCAAAGUAUAUGAUUUUUGUUCAAGUAUCUAGGAUACAUUUUUUAGGAGAUACAAGUGCAUAGGUUCCGUUUUGCAGAAUAGCUGAUACCAUCUUCUUAGGCGUAAGACAGUAUAACAAGCUAUCAAUUCUUUUUAAUUGUAGUUGUUUCACUAUAAUGUCUAGCUGCUUGCAUUUUCUAUGCUUGCAACUUGGGGUUUGGUGUUUCGAUUUUAUAACAGCUUAUUUGUUCAACUAUUUUUUCAA
Messenger RNA from Chenopodium quinoa (quinoa), 3969 nucleotides. Its product is annotated as alpha,alpha-trehalose-phosphate synthase [UDP-forming] 5-like. Gene Ontology annotation, biological process: trehalose biosynthetic process. Gene Ontology annotation, molecular function: catalytic activity. NCBI's taxonomy places the organism in Eukaryota, Viridiplantae, Streptophyta, Magnoliopsida, Caryophyllales, Amaranthaceae. The record is from RefSeq and is a predicted model, not a curated record. The transcript is spliced from 3 exons. Gene Ontology annotation, cellular component: cytosol. Bases 886 to 3672 code for a protein of 928 amino acids.